AUGGCAGACGGCGAGUACGAGUACUACUACGACGAGUACGAGGUGACCGUGGGUGACGAGGAGGCGGUGAAGAAGGCGCUGGUGGCGGCGGUGGAAGGCGUCGCGUCGCUGGAGGGUAUGACACUCGAGGCGCUGAGGGCGGCGGUCGAGGCUGGCUCGCGGGUGGCGGAGAUCAAGGUGGCGGUCGAGGCCGAGCGUGAGGCACAUCGGAAGAAAAUGGCGGCGCUGGAGGCCGAGUUGGUGGAAGAGGAGAAGCGAGCGGCUGCGCUGGAGGCCGUGGCUCCGCUGCUGAAGCAGCUCAAGCCGGCGCCGGCGGCUGCGGGUGAUGGCGGUCCGGCGCGGGCGUUUUCGCAGGCGCACCUCUCCAAGAUGUACCGGAUGCUCGGACCAGCGGGUGACGCUGAUCAUGUGGUGCCGGUCAAGAUGCUCGAGUUUGUGACGGCGGAUGGGUACGCCAACGUGGGCAAGCUCGCGACGCAGUACGUGGCCGAGACCGCCGUGCCGUUCCGGACGGCCGAGGCCAAGAUCCUGGCCCGGCUGGUGGAGACUUUUCCAGAGACGGCGGAAAGGCUGGUGGCAUGCAAGGGGCUGGUGGCGCGGGCGAUGGUGUCACUGACGGCGCCUGCGGCGCCGGCGUCGAUGGCGUUCGCCGAAGCAUCGCUGGUCGGUCUCCUCCUCCACCAGGAGACCCAGCUUCCUGUCGAGGUGGUCGCCACGGCGUUUUCACCUCAGGUGCUCGAUGCGCUGCUGCUAGCAGUGGUGGCGCACGAGACCGAUCCGGACGAGACCUUGCUAGACGCGCUGCUGCGGCUGGUCCUGCUCGUCAACGUGGCGGCGGCGGGCGAUGAGGGCCCGGGCAAGCUCUCGCUGGUGGUUCAGGCACUGCUACGGGCGAGCGACGUCAAGGCUGUGGUCGAGUACGUGCCGCGGCUGUUCAACGGCGGGCCGACUGGGUACCACAGCAUGGUAGCCGGCGAGCCUGUGCUCAAGAUGCUGCUGGACAUCUUUGCCUCGCCGGCCUCGCUCAGCCUGCUCUACCCCAAUGACGUCCAUGUUGUGCUCAACGUCAUUGUCCGCGAGCUCAACAACCUCGACCCCGAGUCACCGAAGCGCAUGUACAUGCUGCGCAUCCUUGAGGCCUACUUUAGCAACUCGGACUAUGGCAGCGGCGCCGAGGAGCCGUACAAGAUUGCCGAGUUCCAGACUACGCUCGACUCGAUCCACUCGGAGGACGGCGAGGCGUCAGAGAUGUCGCGGCUCAUGGUCGAGGCCAUCUACAUGUCGUGCGAGGUGCUGGCGACGUGGCGCCCGCCGGCGCCGUGA
Thecamonas trahens ATCC 50062 is the source of this 1323-nucleotide messenger RNA. RefSeq lists its product as uncharacterized. The record is from RefSeq and is a predicted model, not a curated record. Gene Ontology annotation, biological process: endocytosis. Gene Ontology annotation, molecular function: Arp2/3 complex binding. The coding region runs from base 1 to 1323 and encodes 440 amino acids. Lineage: Eukaryota; Apusomonadida; Apusomonadidae. The transcript has 2 exons.